Messenger RNA from Schistosoma bovis, 1441 nucleotides. The record is from the annotation of a GenBank genome assembly. NCBI's taxonomy places the organism in Eukaryota, Metazoa, Platyhelminthes, Trematoda, Strigeidida, Schistosomatidae.
AAUGUUUGUUGCUAUUAGUGCAGCUUCGAGGCUAUUCACAUUUGAGUAACUAUUCGUCAUCAGGUGACUACUCUGUUACAUAUAUUUUCAGCAAAUUUCCUGCUUGCUUUUUCUCUAAACGUUUCGCAAAUGAUCCAAUAACCCCAAAACUUUAGCUCCUAUUGUUAAUUUAAAGCAACGUUAAAGAAUCCAUGAUCAAAAUGAAAUCCUUAAGUUGUAUGGAGAUGGAUUUAAUGAAUUGAUUAUGAUCACUUCAUUAAAUGAAAAGCAUCAAGGUGACCUGAUCAUUAUCUUCAAAGACUUAUUUUACAUACAACAUUAUAAGUUUACUUUACUUGCAGUCAAAGAACACAACAAUAAAUUAUGUGGCAUAGAGAGAUUGAAAUGUCAUCAACAAAGUCUUAGUAGAAUAAAUUUCAAAACAUGUGGCUGUUUGAAAUUAUUUCAAAAAUAUUCGGUCUUUUAAGGAAAGAAGUUAAAGUCUUAGUGAUCGGGUUGGAUAACAGUGGGAAGUCAACGAUAUUAAACAAGUUGCAAUCAAAGGAAACGCAGAAUUCAUUAACGAUUCCAACUAUAGGAUAUAAUGUUGAAAAGAUUAGAGUCAGUCAGAUGAUAUUCCUUUGUUUUGAUAUGUCAGGUAGUGGAGCCUACAGAAAUUUAUGGGAAAAGUUCUACAAGGAAUGUGAGGCGAUAAUUUAUGUAAUAGAUAGUUCCGAUGAACUGAGACUUACUGUUGUAGAAGACGAAUUUCAACAACUAUUGAAACAUCCAGAUAUUUGCAAUAGGCGAAUUCCAAUCCUCCUUUUUGCUAACAAAAUGGAUUUAUCGAAUUCUAUUACAGUCAAAGAAAUAGUCAAGAUUCUUGGUCUGGAACAAUUGAGAAACAAAUCAUGGAGGAUCUUUGCUUCGAAUGCCAUAAACGGUGAAGGAUUAAAUGACGGUUUGAUGUGGUUAUUUGGACAACUGAAACAAAGUAAUAACUAAAAUGUGAUAAAGAUUCUGAUAGAGAAAAGAUAUAGGUGACCCAUCAGGAUAUGUCAUUUGCUUUUCCAACGAAAUAGAAGUAAGACCCUUGGAAUUUGUGUCAAAACACUUGAAAUUUACAUUCAAAAUAUAACAAAAUCCAGAACAAAUCUAAAGAUAGGAAACCAGAUGUUUAUGCUUUUAAUCAUUAGUAUUUUUAUGCUAUCUUACCGCAUUUAUUUCAAAUGUUAAAAUUUAUAAAAAUGACUAAAAUGUACUGGAUAAAAAGGUUUUAAAAACUUUAUAUGCUAUGGCUGUCACUCACUUUUUUUUAUGAUUAAAAAGUAGCCUUGUUUUCAUUCGAAUAAUUUAUGAUUCUUAUCUUUUGAAACCGAAUGCAGCACGUUUUUACGUAUAGCUAUUCGCUAUAUUAAAUACUUUCAUUAAGAAUUUCACUAGACCACCAUGGAAAACCUGG